UUCAAACACCGAUAAUUUUCUAAAUUGUGAUGUUAAUAAAAUUAAAUAUGCAAUUAUAUGUGAAUAAUAAUAUAAAUAUGUUAAUUAAUAAAUAUUCUAAAUAUUUAUCUUACAUAGAUUGCUUAAGAACAGGGAUCAGCUAAUUGAUAAAGCUUUUAUUGUGCUUAUUUUAAAUUUGUUAAAAUAACUUUCUGUAAUGUAAAAAUUGCAUAUUCCACUUAUUACGAAUCUCCAUUGAUCCACAUGUGUUUCAUUGUAUCUGACCUUGCAUAAAAGUUGAUGCACUAUCGCUUCUAGCUUCGCGAGCUUUCGUAACCAUAGCAACGAGACGCCGCAGCGCUUUCUCCGCCCGCCCUCCGCAGUUUGCUACUACCCUUCGAACUGGGCAGAUGUCUGAUUGUACUCCAAUACUAAAUCGAUGUAUAAAUCGUAAACUAACUUUAACUUAUUAAUAUUUCAUGAAAUAAACUGAAUGUAAAAAAUAUUUUUUUUAUUUAUUUUCUUAUGAUGUUUGGUUAUAAACGCGCUUUCGGAAAACUUUGGAUGCAGUUGGUGUGUUACAAAUAUGUGUUUUCGUGUGCGUGAGUCAUGAGGGGUGUAUUUUCUGAGGGUUUAAGUACUAGGGCGACAUGACUACGCAGGAAGCAGCAAACGUGUUCACGGACGACGAUGAGGACUUGCGGCCAAGACAACAGAGUCUCGGCGGAGUACUGCGGCGGGAGGGCAAUUGGAAGUGCUUCCUCCUGACGCUGAUGAUUGCCGGCUGCCUCGCGUCCGUCGCCUGGUGCAAUACUGCAGAAAUCGAUAGGCAACUUAUUGAUCUUACUAAGUAUCCAAUAAAGCAGACAGUUCGCGAAUCACCCUGUGACGUGGGCUACGCAUACAUCCCGAUAGCAUUCGUGCUACUCCUCUAUUUAGUAUACUUGGUGGAAUGCUACCACAGUACAGCCAGAAUACAGUUAGCCAGGCGCGUAGAUGUGGCUGCAGUGUCUGCUAGAGUACACUCUAUGAGGACAGCCACUCCGAGGGUCUGGUGGAAAGCAAUUUGUUACCACUACGUGCGACGGAAGAGACAAGUCACUAGAUACAGGAACGGCGAUGCGUAUACCACAACACAGGUAUAUUACGAAAGAGUGAACACGCACAGCGCGAGUACAUCUUUUGCCCAUGCCUGCUGUGGACAAAAAGACGCAUCAAGAAACCUGGUGCUUGAUACAAGUACACCCAUCACUAAAGUGAGGUUUAGCAAGGGCUUUGCGUUUGCUAACAUUGAAGCAGCUAGCGAAUUUGAAGAUCAAAGAUCAAGGUUCUUCGCGGAGCAUGAAAGAUUUGAUGAUUUCAUGGAAAUGCGUGAAGGGUUGGAUCUAAUUGGCGUCAGCUCGUUUAAAGAGUACAUGGUGGCUUAUAGGGACACCGACCGAUGUCCUUGGUAUUCUUCACAGCUUCUAUUCUGGACGUUGUCUUGCCUUCUUCUAUCAUGGCCUCUUAGAAUUGUUAUAGAAUGUAAUACAGCAUACGUACAUUAUACGAUUACGAAAAUAUUUGGUACAAACUACGAAUUAGAUCCGAGUCGACAGUUAGACUUGGAUACACAUUUAUCUGACACACUUCCACCCGUCCCAAACACAAAUUACUCUUGGGCGUUAGCAGAUGAACAAAGUGCUGUUCUAUGUUCAGCUCCAAGACCACCUCGAACUCUCCCACUUUCACACGCUUCUACAGUUGAUAGUUUAGAAUUAUUCGCCGCUAUUCGAGGUAACUGUGCCAUAGUACCUUCCUAUUCAGAAGCCAUGCGAAUUGACGCGGCAGUACGAGAAGAACCCGCUGAAACUUCAAACUCUGGCGUGGUAAUUGAUAUAGAAUCGGAAAGACCUACCAGACCAGCAAUCAAAGCGGCUUCCUUCGAUGAACCGCCCAGAAGACCAAAGGUAACAAUAUCUGGGACUCAUUCUAGUAAUAACAUAGCCGGUAGUUCUAGAUCGAAUGAAGCGAAGCAGCUGAAUAGAAGAUCCUGGGCGGGAGUGUUAACUACAGGUCGUAGUGCUAGACAGAUUUUAGAAGACUUAACAAAUAACGUCAAUUAUGAACAAAUUCCAGAACCGCAGGUACAAAAUAGGGAGGGUGCUAUUUAUUUCUCAAGAGAACUUUCUCCUAUUUCGUCUAGAGAUCCAUUUGGAGGUCGAGCUCAAACUACUCCUACGGAUGAGCCUCCUACGUACGAAGAGGCUUUGAAAUUACCAGCUCUAAGAAAGUUAACUAGGUCUAUAACUGGGACAGAUUUCGGUGGCCCUAGACGAGCGUUUUUGAGAGAUGUUCUUUCAAAUAGAAGGUCCUGUUUAGAGGGUGUUGGUGUUUUAGCUGGAGCCAAAGCUGUUAGGGUUCCCUGCGAUGAAUCCGGCGAAGAAACACACCUAUAGAUAGUGCUUCGUAUAAUUAUGCUAUUUUAAUGGUGCAAUACUAGUUAUAAACUAGGCUGUAAAAUGACUGAGUGACGUUAUUAAUAUUGUAUUUUCGGCAAUACCAUUUAAAAAGAGCUUACAGUUUAUUCUUUGUUUGAUAACAUGACGUCAUUUUAUUCCCAUCAGUAAAUAAUAUUAACUUGUUCUCAAAUAAUGAGUAAGUUUAUUAAUUAAACGAAACCGUUCACCAGUAAAAUUUCUGUAUAAUAACUGUGUCUCAUGCAGAUAUUGUUUAUCAAAUUAAUUUUGCGAAACAUUGUCCUUAUUAAAACUUUCCGCCUUUGGGAGCUGAAGUCCAUUUGUUAUAGGUCGAUGAUAAAUGGUACUCGUUUUGGUUAUUUAUUUAUUAAACGACCCAUGUAUAUGCUAAUUGUUGAAUAAUGUAAAUAUUCCAUAAUUAUAAAGCUUACUGCUUAAGAAAAAGGUAAUUUUUAAGGUGAAAGACAUUCAUAAGACUUGGUACGUUUCAUUUAUGUGAAGAACAGGAUUUGAUAAAUGCCUUUAUAUUCUGAAUAUCGUCAAUUAUAUAUGCGACAUUUACACUCCUUUUGGAGUUAUUUCUGCAGUACCAUAUUAUAUUAUUCCAACUGAUUAAAUUGUAAAUAAUAACAUUUUAUAAAUACCAAAGAAUCGGUCAAAGUUAUGAUAACUACUAAGGCAGUGCCUUCUAUCGUAAGAUAAAAUGAAGUUUAUUUAUUUCGUGUCCUUAUGUUUCCUUUGCUGUUUGAUUCAUUUAUGAAAGUAAUUUAACUUCGAACUUUUAUUUUCAGUGUAAAAACAUUAUUUUACCUUUAUAACGAUUUAGUCA
Molecule: messenger RNA, 3267 nt
Organism: Colias croceus (clouded yellow)
Lineage: Eukaryota; Metazoa; Arthropoda; Insecta; Lepidoptera; Pieridae
Product: transmembrane protein 151B-like
Exons: 8
Coding region: 630-2417 (595 amino acids)
Source: RefSeq, a predicted model, not a curated record